This is a messenger RNA of Cylicocyclus nassatus, 315 nucleotides long. Lineage: Eukaryota; Metazoa; Nematoda; Chromadorea; Rhabditida; Strongylidae. The record is from the annotation of a GenBank genome assembly.
GUCUGUAUGUUCUUUGGACUGCUUCCUUGCGUCGUACUGUCUCUAAUAUUCAUAUGUCCAUCCUAUGCAGCCGACCCUUUGACCACCUGUUACAACGAUUGGAGUCGCUGUACCCCACAAACAAGCUUUUUCACUGGUAUACUUUGGAAAUCCUGUCAUGAUUAUUGCCGCAAAUGUAAGGGACGGGAAUGGGGAGAAUGUGUCCAGGUGUACAAUAAAUUUUGCAGUGGAGGAUACCAGUGCCACUGCAAAGGUGGAAAUAUUGAGAAAUCAACCCAUCCUCUUGACCUAAUUUCCUGCGCACUUGGACUGUGA